Penicillium antarcticum is the source of this 954-nucleotide messenger RNA. Its product is annotated as CAZyme family AA7. The record is from RefSeq and is a predicted model, not a curated record. The transcript is spliced from 3 exons. Gene Ontology annotation, molecular function: flavin adenine dinucleotide binding. Bases 1 to 954 code for a protein of 317 amino acids. Lineage: Eukaryota; Fungi; Ascomycota; Eurotiomycetes; Eurotiales; Aspergillaceae.
AUGUCUAAUCGCUUUGGCCUAGCAGCCGACAACGUGAAGAAUUUCGAGGUUGUUCUGGCAGACGGAACCAUUUUCAAUGCCAAUGCAAAGCAGAACAAUGAUCUAUUCGGGGCCCUUAAGGGCGGUGACCCCAACUAUGGCAUUGUCUCUCGUUAUGAUCUUAGCACCGUGCCGGUCUACGAGAUCUGGGGGCAAAUGAUGAUUUACGCCCCCGAUCAAGCCGGCGCCGUUCUGGAUGCCUUUACGGAGUGGCAGCUCAACAGAGCCUCGGAUGUCAAAUUGACCGUGGCCAUCGACAUCUCCUUGACGUCUGUAGUCUUUGGGCUUGUUUACUCCGAGCCAGCCGACAAUCCCAGCGCGUUUGCGCCAUUCUAUGAUCUGGAACCACUGGCGACUCCCGUCCCAGCAAUGAACACUACGUUUGCCGUCAUUGAUCAACUCCUGGGAUCCGACUUCCCUGUCGCAAGCGGUCGACACGACUAUCGCGGCUGCAGUACCCGGAUCGACGCCAACUUGACCCGGGAUGUCUACGACUACUGGCUGGAGAAGGCCCAGGCAGCUCACCAGACCAUCGGGGUCAACCAGUCCUUUGCUCUGCAACACGUUGGAGAGAACCUCAUCCAGAAAGGGAUUGAGAAUGGUGGAAACGCCCUGAAUACCCGAUCCGGUCCCCAGCAAUGGUGGACCACCAUUGUGGACUGGGAGAAUGCGGUUGAUGAUGAGGUCGCCCGAUCCGUUUCCAUCGAGACGACAAAUUACUGGCAGAAACUGGCCAAGGAUCGUGGGCUGGAUGUGUCCUUCACGUGUAUGAACGACGCCUCCCGCGACCAGAAUCCCCUGGCAUCCUAUGGGGCGACGAAUGUGAAGAAGCUGAAGGAAACUGCCAAGAAAUACGAUCCCACGCAGAUGCUCCAAAAGCUGCAGAACAAUGGGUUCCUAUUCUCGAGGUUGUAG